Anthostomella pinea is the source of this 1383-nucleotide messenger RNA. Lineage: Eukaryota; Fungi; Ascomycota; Sordariomycetes; Xylariales; Xylariaceae. The record is from the annotation of a GenBank genome assembly.
AUGCCUAGAGACGACCUCUCCAUAGAUUUCGUAAAGAAGAUGGGGCCCUCGAUCGAGGCCCAAGACCCCGCCGUCAUCCUCGAAGACUUCAUCCACCGAACCGCCAACCUGCCCGAAGAGAUACGCUUCAUCCAGGACGAGAUCGCCGACAAGGACCGCGCCUACGGCGAGUGCGUGAAGGCGAUUGAGGAUUCAGACUCCAAACUGCAGCGCUGGAUACGCGCGAACGGAAGCCACCAGCCCAACCCCCGAGAGCCAACGUUGCGCGACAUCGCAAGGUCGAAUUACAUACAAGCAGAGAAGCUCGCCAAUGAGAAGGUCCUACUAUCCACAAAGGCCGAAACCUUGUACGACAAACAUCUACGAUAUCUCGAUACUCAGGUCAAAGCGUUGGGCGAUCGUGGCGAGCCAGGCUUCACCAACCCCGAUGAGAUACCCUCAUUGAUACGACCCAGCGCCGCGAACAACAGCAGCGUGCCUCUCGGAGUCAUUGCCGUCUCAGCAAGGUCAACACCACUCAAUCCCAUCCACAACAAUGCCACGCCAUCGGGGACGAGGCUCGCCAACCCCCAAGUCCGUACCAGCCAAGCCAACGCGCACAUUUCGAAUCCCGCGCCCACGACCCCCGCCGCAAGUAUGAUCCUCAACCGAAAUCAGCGCGAAUCCUCUGCUGGACCUGGAAGUGGUGUACCUAAGAGGGGACCUCGGACAAGUUCAAACCUUGGCAACGCCCCCGCAGCUUCGAGCGGUCUGGCCCGACAUUCGUCUAUCGGCCCGGGUACACCCAAAGCAGGCACUCCAGGGGCGUCGGGAAGAGCAGGUAGUGCGGGACCACGAGGUACUGCGAAGGCAACAGGUGCCGGCGCGGGACGGAAAGGAACACCGGGAGGAGGCGUAGGACGUAAGAAGCCACCGACAUCCAAAUCGACGUUGUCCCGCGUUAAGCGCGCAGGGCACUCGAAGGGAUCGCCAGCCUCGACAGCAGACAGCGAGCUCUCGGACGCCGAUUCCGCGCCUUCAUCGCGAGCCGGCUCGCGCGCAGGUAGCGGCACGCCCGUCCCGCACGCCCACCACAGCCAUACCAAGCAUGCCUUAGCAGCGUCAGCCGACGCAGACGGGGACGAGGAGAUGGCGGACCGCGACGAGGACGUGUCGGACGGCUCGGGCGGCUCGGGCGGCUCGGGCGGCUCGGACGAGGAGGACGAGGAGGGCAAGCGGUACUGUCUGUGCCAGCACGUGUCGUACGGCGACAUGGUGGCCUGUGACAAUCCGGCCUGUCCCUACGAGUGGUUCCACUGGACCUGUGUCGGUCUCAAGUCCGAGCCCGAGGGCCGCUGGUACUGCCCCUCGUGUACGGAGAACAUGAAGAAGAAAGGGAAAUAG